CUGCCCCCGCCAUGUCUUGAUUUAAAAAAGUCAACACUUGAACCCUAGUUUCCAUCAAGCAGAAGCAAGACGGACCAUCUUGAGGGAAGAGGGCUGUAUCCCUGAUGGCUAUGAAUGGCGCGAAGUACUCUUGUGUACCGCAGAUUCAGAUCCAAAUGCACUCGGCUCGCGCGCAACCCCGCCCCGUCAAAGCUUGAUUUCCGGUGAAACUCCUGGCGUCAAGAUCUGGCACGUUUCUCCCAUGCUUUUCUUUGUUGGUAAACCCAACCAGCGAUUGACAACAAAGAAGUCUUUCCUCUUGUUGGGGGGAGCAGAAUUCUCACGAUAGGAAAAAGAAAAAUGAGGAACCAACGAUUCUCUCUUCUUAAACAACCGAUAUCCUCCACACUUAAUCAACAUUUGAUAGAUUAUCCAACCCCGAGCAAUCUUAGUUAUUGGUGGGGCUUCGGUUCGUUAGCUGGUAUUUGUUUAGUCAUUCAGAUAGUGACUGGCGUUUUUUUAGCUAUGCAUUACACACCUCAUGUGGAUCUAGCUUUCAACAGCGUAGAACACGUUAUGAGAGAUGUUGAAGGGGGCUGGUUGCUCCGUUAUAUGCAUGCUAAUGGGGCAAGUAUGUUUCUCAUUGUGGUUCACCUUCAUAUUUUUCGUGGUCUAUAUCAUGCGAGUUAUAGCAGUCCUAGGGAAUUUGUUCGGUGUCUCGGAGUUGUAAUCUUCCUAUUAAUGAUUGUGACAGCUUUUACAGGAUACGUACCACCUUGGGGUCAGAUGAGCUUUUGGGGAGCUACAGUAAUUACAAGCUUAGCUAGCGCCAUACCGGUAGUAGGAGAUACCAUAGUUACUUGGCUUUGGGGUGGUUUCUCCGUGGACAAUGCCACCUUAAAUCGUUUUUUUAGUCUUCAUCAUUUACUCCCCUUUAUUUUAGUGGGCGCCAGUCUUCUUCAUCUGGCCGCAUUGCAUCAAUAUGGAUCAAAUAAUCCAUUGGGUGUACAUUCAGAGAUGGAUCAAAUUUCUUUUUACCCUUAUUUUUAUGUAAAGGAUCUAGUAGGUUGGGUAGCUUUUGCUAUCUUUUUUUCCAUUUGGAUUUUUUAUGCUCCUAAUGUUUUGGGGCAUCCCGACAAUUAUAUACCUGCUAAUCCGAUGCCCACCCCGCCUCAUAUUGUGCCGGAAUGGUAUUUCCUACCGAUCCAUGCCAUUCUUCGUAGUAUACCUGACAAAUCGGGAGGUGUAGCCGCAAUAGCACCAGUUUUUAUAUGUCUGUUGGCUUUACCUUUUUUUAAAAGUAUGUAUGUGCGUAGUUCAAGUUUUCGCCCGAUUCACCAAGGAAUAUUUUGGUUGCUUUUGGCGGAUCGCUUACUACUAGGUUGGAUCGGAUGUCAACCAGUGGAGGCACCUUUUGUUACUAUUGGACAAAUUCCUCCUUUAGUUUUCUUCUUGUUCUUUGCCAUAACGCCCAUUCCGGGACGAGUUGGAAGAGGAAUUCCUAAUUCUUACACGGAUGAGCCCUAGCCCUGUAAGCCCACACCUGAUCAGUGAAAAAUUAUGACACCAAUCAUUUACGUAUUACACCAAGAAUGAAUUGACAAGCGCAUA
Messenger RNA from Arachis duranensis, 1590 nucleotides. Its product is annotated as cytochrome b. Gene Ontology annotation, cellular component: membrane. Gene Ontology annotation, molecular function: quinol-cytochrome-c reductase activity. Bases 340 to 1506 code for a protein of 388 amino acids. The transcript has a single exon. NCBI's taxonomy places the organism in Eukaryota, Viridiplantae, Streptophyta, Magnoliopsida, Fabales, Fabaceae. Gene Ontology annotation, biological process: mitochondrial electron transport, ubiquinol to cytochrome c. The record is from RefSeq and is a predicted model, not a curated record.